AUGGCAUGUGGGGUUAUGGCAAUUUUUGGUCAACUGCCAAAACAACUGGAAAAAUUAUUAUGUCUUUCUGUAAAAUUUUACCCUAUCUACUGGAAAGAAUAUUGUACAGCUGCAUCGCAUGUCAUAGUUUCACAUAUGAAAACUACUUGCUUCAGAGCUGCCCAGAUCAGCUACAAACACCAGUACCCUGCCAGGGAAGUCGACAGUGAUAUGUCCAAAACGUUACAUUUGUCCUUGAUCACACAGUCCAUGUCCAAACCGUCAAAUGAUUGGGGUUUUCCACGCUUAUCACGUCGUUUCCGUCCUGUCUAUCUCAAUGCGUGUAGUGCGGAAUUGCGACGUAAAGUCUCAGGGAAGUCACGGAAUUUGCGGCCAUCUGAAAGAGUCGUUUGGAAAGCUGCCAACGAAAACAGCUUCUUCCUGCACCUGGACAUAUUCCUCGCCGUACUCCUCCAGAUGAACCUACAUCUUCAAAUCUUUACGCGUUCUCAGUUCAGCGGACGCUAUUGGGCUGCUUGCUUUCCGUUCGAAUCUCGGCGCGACCACCGCGAGCUGUCACACAGGAAUCGGCGGAGAAAGGAGACGCUGUCCAUCCGCGAUUGGCUUUUGGAGAAUUUCUGGCUUGUUCUGAAGGAUCGUUGCCGCCAUAACCCCUCGGGCUGUGACGACUGUGAGCAGAAUUGGAGAAUGCCGAAGCGCUCUGAGUCUUAUUGUUAUUAUCUGAAGAUUCAGACCGACCUUCGGAAACUUGGCCUGUCAACCAACGUUGUUUCGGACUUUGCCGACGUUUUGGAAGUCACACGUUUGGACAAAACUUACAAAGAUAACUCUUCGUUUUCAACAAUCUUGUUGCGAUUCUCUUUCAUCUUGCGUGAUAACUUUCAUCUGAGUUCAGGAAAGAUGCAAACGCUGACAUUCGAGAGGAACGUCGUCACUAAUACAUCAGUAUUUCUACACUCCGCUUGUCACGACUUGUUUGGGCUUUUUUCGACUCGUACGAGCCCAAACGAGUCGAAACGAGCCACAAGUCACAAGUUGACAAGUAGAUCCAAAAAUCUCGCAAGUUGA
Laccaria bicolor S238N-H82 is the source of this 1068-nucleotide messenger RNA. RefSeq lists its product as uncharacterized. NCBI's taxonomy places the organism in Eukaryota, Fungi, Basidiomycota, Agaricomycetes, Agaricales, Hydnangiaceae. The transcript is spliced from 10 exons. The record is from RefSeq and is a predicted model, not a curated record. Bases 1 to 1068 code for a protein of 355 amino acids.